CUGAUAGUUGGAUUAAUUUUGGAAAUUUCCGUUGGUCACUUCACUUCGUCCCACACAAAAAGCACAACCUCAGAAAAGUACCAAAACCAGAAAUCUGACAUCAGCAGCACCCACCCACCCAAAAUCAUCAGCAUCACAAAUAUUAAUCAUAAUAUUCUCAUUAUCUCUCUAUUCUACUCUACUUCACUAGAUGCCAUUGCUCUCUUCCACAAAAGCUUUCCUCCUCUUCCCUCGCAUCAUGUCAUCACACUUAACCCCCAAAACGCGCCUCCGAGGCGUCGUUUUCGACAUGGACGGCACACUCACCGUUCCCGUCAUCGAUUUCCCUUCCAUGUACAAAGCUGUACUCGGCGACGAUGAGUAUCUACGCGUCAAAGCCUCAAACCCUGUUGGAAUCGAUAUCUUGAAACUCAUUGAUCAUUGGUCUCCUCUUCAACAACGCCAAGCCUAUGAUACAAUUGCUCAUUUUGAAAAACAGGCUCUCGAUCACCUCCAAAUCAUGCCUGGUGCUGCUGACCUUUGUAAUGUUCUUGAUUCCAAGAAAAUUAGGAGGGGUUUGAUUACAAGGAAUAUGAAAUCUGCUGUUGAUUUAUUCCACCAACGCUUUGGGAUUACAUUUUCUCCCGCAUUAAGCAGGGAAUUUCGUCCUUAUAAACCUGAUCCAGCUCCACUUCUGCAUAUCUGUUCUCUUUGGGAAGUUCAACCAAAUGAAGUAAUAAUGGUUGGGGAUAGCCUUAAAGAUGAUAUUGCUUGUGGAGGGCGAGCCGGAGCACAUACAUGUCUGCUUGAUCAAACUGGAAGGUAUGAUUCUCCCGAAUAUGCUAAUGUCGAUUUCAAACCAGAUUUCAAGGUAACUUCCCUCGCUGAAGUUUACUCAAUUCUUGAGACAAAUUUUGAAUUGUCACCAUGAUCUCAAGUUUUGUUCACGUGAACCAUUUAUUUUGUGGUUUAUGAUAUAAGAAUCUGGAGGAGGUGACAUCUACAUUUGGGGGUAGUUUUAUUCCUCACCUCAUGUAAGGUCAUGAAAAAAAGUCCUUGACAUUUUUUGGUUGGAGGGUUUCAUAGGUGGGAUCUUUUAUAAUAAUGUUGUAACAUAUCUUGAACAGUUAAUGCUGAGUUUUAUUGACUUCUUAGGGCAUGAAUGUCACAAAAUAGUGGUAACUUUUGAAAAUUAAUGUCUAUUGUAUUGUAAACAAUGUUACCGAUCACUAGUUUCUUUGGACCCCGCGGGAUUCUAUUUUAGAUUUUGUAACUUAAUUCAUCAGGCUCGUUUGACACGA
This is a messenger RNA of Medicago truncatula (barrel medic), 1280 nucleotides long. Its product is annotated as haloacid dehalogenase-like hydrolase domain-containing protein At2g33255. Gene Ontology annotation, cellular component: chloroplast. The transcript has 4 exons. The record is from RefSeq and is a predicted model, not a curated record. Bases 191 to 910 code for a protein of 239 amino acids. Lineage: Eukaryota; Viridiplantae; Streptophyta; Magnoliopsida; Fabales; Fabaceae.